This is a messenger RNA of Nematocida parisii ERTm1, 3390 nucleotides long. RefSeq lists its product as uncharacterized. The record is from RefSeq and is a predicted model, not a curated record. The transcript has a single exon. Lineage: Eukaryota; Fungi; Microsporidia. The coding region runs from base 1 to 3354 and encodes 1117 amino acids.
AUGAAGAUAGUAAAAUACUUAAUACACACAUUACUACAUAUUUUAGCAUUACAAACAGCAAUAUUAAAGGCUGCUGAUCAAGCACCGCCGCAAAAUAACCCUGGAAAAGGUGCACCUCCUGCAGGAAGUCCGCCGCCCGCUGCACCGCCAGCAGCUAAGGCACCUUCGCAGGCUGCACCUCCUGCAGCCAAGAAACCUUCACCACCACCAGCUGCUGCUCCAGCACCACCUAAGAAUCUUCCAAACGGCGGAACUUUCUCGCAAACGUCUAGUUCUAGCUCUAGCAGCAGCAGCAGUAGCUCUAAAAGCCACUGUGAGACAAGAAAUGGAGCUGUUGUAAAUUCUAGCUCAUCGGGCAGCAACAAAAGCGCUAGUUCUAGUCAAAAAAGCAAUAUCAAUAUGAGUAACAAUAAUGGAAAGCUAACAACAGAUUCAAGCCAGUCUGCAAAAUCCAACGAAAAAUCAUCAAACUAUAACAAUAGUUAUAGCAAUAACAAUGGAAAUAUAAAAGAAAGUGCUGCUAAGAGCUCUAACAGCAAGAAUUCACAAUCUGCACAAAAUUCUUCUACAACCACGCAGAAUGGAAAUCCUAUAAGCUCUAGUAGCUCUUCAUCUGAAAGUAGUAAUAGUAAAAGCAACAAAAGUGAAAAAACUUCUAGUGUAACAGGAGGCGCGGCCGCUGCAUCGCAGGCUACUCAGGCAAAAGCAGCAUCGAAUACUAAUGCAUCUGCUAGUGCAGCACAAGCUAAUAAGCAAAGCACUGCACAAUCUUCGUCCCAAAGCAACAGACAGCAGAGCGCUGCACAGUCUGCAUAUGCACAAAGAGGAUAUUAUGGUGGCUAUUCACAACAGCGAUCAUAUAGUCCAUACCAAUCUCAAAACUAUGGAUGUGCAUAUGCCCAAAGAGGACAAUAUGGAUAUGCACAAUCCCAGAAUAGAUCAUCAAUGGCCACACAGCAAAACACUGCAAGUGCUGCCUCAUCUGCAAGUGCAUCUCAAAAAAAUACAGCAGCCACAACAGCAUCUCAAGCAUCAAGCAGUGCAGCAAAAGCUACUGAACAGAAGGCAGCAGCUUCCUCUAGCUCAAAAUCUGAGAGCAGUAAAUCUGCUUCAAGUUCAAAGAAUACUGCUUCACAGCAAUCAACAACUAACACUGGAGCAGCUGGGCAAGCUAGUAUGUCAUCCUCAAAGUCCGAGAGCAGCAAGGCCGCAUCAAGUUCAAAAAGCAGUUCAUCCCAACAAUCGACAACUACCACUCCUGGUGCAACUGGACAGACUACUAUGUCUUCAAAAUCUGAGAGCAGCAAGGCCGCUUCAAGCUCAAAGAACAGUUCUUAUCAACAAUCAGCAACUAGUGGAAAUGGGCAGGCUACUAUGUCUUCAAAAUCCGAAAGUAGCAAGGCCGCAUCAAGUUCAAAGAACAGUUCUUCACAACAAUCGACAACUAGUGGCAACGGCCAAGCCACCACGUCUAGCUCAAAAUCCGAAAGUAGCAAGGCCGCAUCAAGUUCAAAGAACAGUUCAUCAUCCCAACAAUCGACAACUACCACUCCCGGUGCAGCUGGGCAGACUACUAUGUCUUCAAAAUCCGAAAGUAGCAAGGCCGCAUCAAGUUCAAAGAACAGUUCUUCACAACAAUCAACAACUAGUGGAAAUGGUCAAACCUCCAUGUCUUCAAAGUCUGAGAGCAGCAAGGCCGCAUCAAGUUCAAAGAACAGUUCUUCACAACAAUCGACAACUAGUGGCAACGGCCAAGCCACCACGUCUAGCUCAAAGUCUAAGAGCAGCAAGGCCGCAUCAAAGUCUAAGAGCAGCUCCUCGCAUCAUUCUACUUCUAGUACAAAUGGCAAUGGUCAAGCCACCACAUCUAGCUCAAAGUCUGAAAGUAGCAAAGCUGCUUCAAAGUCUAAAAGCAGUUCAUCCCAACAAUCAACAGCUAGUAGAAAUGGACAAGCCAGCACGUCUAGCUCAAAAUCUGAAAGUAGCAAGGCCGCAUCAAGCUCAAAGAGCAGCUCUUCUCAACAUUCAACAACUAGUGGAAAUGGGCAUGCUACUGCAUCAUCUUCAAAAUCCGAGAGCAGCAAGGCUGCGUCAAAGUCUAAAAACAGCUCUUCACACCAUGCUACUUCUAGUACAAGUGGAAAUGGUCAAACCUCCAUGUCUUCAAAGUCAGAAAGCAGCAAAUCUGCCGCAAAGUCUAAGAGCAGCUCUUCACAUGAAUCAAAAACUAGUGGAAAUGGCCAAGCCACUACAUCAUCUUCAAAGUCUGAAAGUAGCAAGGCUGCAUCAAAAUCUACAUCUUCAUCUAGUAAAGAAUCCCAUCACAAUAAAACUGCAAAUUCACAAAAAAGCUCCUCUUCAACUAGCAAAACAUCAGAAAAAUCACAGUCUGCAAAAUCCCACUUAUCAAAAACAACAAAGUCAACACAAACUCCUACUGCUCAAUCUACUAAAGAAUCAUAUUCAAAGUCCUCUUCGAGUUCAUUAAAGGCGCGUCAAUCAAGCUCCAGCGCUAUGCACCAAUCAAAAACAGGGGCAGGGGCAAGAGAAUCAAUUUCACAGGGCGGACAUGCAUACAGAGAAAGCAAUUCUGGCUCAAGCUCAUUUAACCAUAGCUACUCACACUCAGCAGCAAGCAAAGAGGUAGCUACUAGAGAACAAUUUGCAAUGAACAGUGGCCAGAUGGAAAGUCAAUCAAUGCAUGCAGCAGGGUCAGAAAGCUACAAUAACGCGCAUUCCUCUAGCAUGCACUCUGAAGAAGCCAACCCUAGCAGAGUAGCAGCCGCAAGCAACACAAUUAACAUAACACAGAAUAACCAAAACAAUGUACAAAUGGCCAAUGCGCAAUCCACGAGUGUUGCAUCUUCUUCUGAUGGAGCUGCAAACUAUUCUUCAAAUGCUGCAGCAGCCAGUCCUAGCGCCGCUGCACAAGGCAGCACAGCUUCUGCAGGCGCUGCUGCCGCUGGAUCUUCUGAAGAAUGCCAGCAACAAGCCGGUAGCUCAGCACAGGCGCAGUCCGCAUCUGCAGAAUCUAACGACAGCAGUCAAAAGACUGAGAUAAUUAAAUUCUUCCAAACAAGAGCAGAUUACACACUAGACACCAAAGAAAUGAUGAUUGAGAGAGACAAUAAAUCUCUAUGCAAAGUGGCAAAUAACAUUACUACCAUUACACAAGAGGAAAUGAAAGAAGGAUAUGAUAUUAUCGAUACGUUCCUGGUGCUUGAACUCACCAUUGCUCCAUUUGCUAUAAUAGUAGAUGGUAUACUUAAAAAAACAAUGAGCACAUAUAUUAUUGUAUCAAUUAAUGGAGCCCCCAUUAAUCUUGCAAUCCAGUUGAUUGAUUGCGUUAAUUAAACAUGUAAUAAUGACGGAACAUAUUUAAUACGCAGA